Molecule: messenger RNA, 1626 nt
Organism: Tachysurus fulvidraco (yellow catfish)
Lineage: Eukaryota; Metazoa; Chordata; Actinopteri; Siluriformes; Bagridae
Product: delta-type opioid receptor
Exons: 3
Coding region: 13-1125 (370 amino acids)
Biological process (GO): sensory perception of pain; neuropeptide signaling pathway
Cellular component (GO): neuron projection; membrane
Molecular function (GO): nociceptin receptor activity; neuropeptide binding
Source: RefSeq, a predicted model, not a curated record
UAGCUUUUCAUCAUGGAGUUACCCGACAGGUUGGAGAGUGUUGGACAUAAGAUAGCGCUUCAUCUGCUCAAUGACUCCAUUUUGAGUGGAAAUAUGAGCGCUUUGGACGAAGAGGAUGGCCUUCUGCCGACCGGAGUUAAGGUCACAGUGGUCGCGCUGUACUGCAUCGUGUGUGUAAUGGGACUUGUGGGGAAUUGCCUGGUCAUGUAUGUCAUCAUCAGAUAUACAAAGAUGAAGACGGCCACCAACAUCUAUAUCUUUAACCUGGCUUUGGCUGAUGCCCUUGUUCUGGCUACUCUACCUUUCCAAGGCACAGAUGUGCUACUAGGCUUCUGGCCUUUUGGCUUGACUCUCUGCAAGAUGGUGGUGGCCAUUGACUAUUACAACAUGUUUACCAGCAUCUUCACUUUGACCGUUAUGAGUGUGAAUCGUUACAUUGCUGUGUGCCACCCAGUGCGCUCGCUGGCUGUGCGUACACCCAACAGAGCCAAGCUGGUCAAUGUUGCAGUGUGGGUACUGGCUUCUGCUAUAGGUGUACCUGUUAUGAUCAUGGGACAAGUGGAAGUGGAAUCCAAUGGUAUUGAAUGCAUGGUGGUGCUUCCUGAUCCUCAAAGCUACUCUGAGCCUGUAUUUGGCAUCUGUGUGUUCCUUUUCUCUUUUUUGAUUCCAGUGGCUAUCAUUAGCAUUUGUUACGGCUUGAUGGUGCGACGCCUGCGUAGUGUUCGUCUCCUCUCUGGCUCCCGCAGCAAGGACCGGAACUUGCGAAGAAUCUCACAGCUGGUGUUGGCUGUGGUGGCUGCAUUUGUUCUCUGCUGGAUGCCUGUUCAGGUCCUCGCUCUGGUUCAGGCUUUGGGGAAGGUAGACCUUGGAGGCAGCCAGACCUCUGUAGCAGCAAUGCACUUCUGCAUUGCAUUGGGUUAUGCUAAUAGCAGUCUCAACCCUGUGCUCUAUGCCUUCCUGGAUGAAAAUUUUAAACGCUGCUUCCGUGUGGUCUGUGUACAAACCAACACAGAUGUGGAACUGGAACCACAGCAGAGGAAAUCAGUCAGGAAGGUGGAACAAGAGUUCAUACAAGGAAACGGAAUGGUUAAUGAAGCUGUUGCCAUUCCCAGGUGUGAGGAUUAGAACUGCAAUCUGGACAGUAAAGGUGCUCUAUUUGAUCACAACCAUAAACCAUUGUAUGUGCUGUAAAUUUUGCUUAUCUGUAAAUUACGUUGCAAUUUGCAAUCUUUUUUAAUGUGUUGUUUAGCUGUGGGACUAAAUACAAGUAAAUUGCCUCAUGGCUUGGGACAAAGGGCUUAUUCUGUAUCUUUUUAUACCGCAAUCACUUUAAACUACCUUGUACCUAGACCCACUGAAGAGUAGGUAGGUAUACAAUUGCUCAUCUUUUGCUAUGCACAAUUUGUCAAUCCCCAUAAAGGGGAUAAUUAAUGCAAUUUAAGCGUGGACAAGACAUCUAUAGUUAAAUAAAAUCUAGACAGAAGGGUGCUACCAAAGCUGGUAUAUGUACAUUUACAACAUACAUAUACGGUAUAUGUAACUGAAUAAAUGGCAGAUUAACACAGACACAUUGAAUAUGUACAUAAAUUUUCAGGUAACUAUUGUAAUAUGAACCUCUUUAUGGUG